Molecule: messenger RNA, 675 nt
Organism: Stegastes partitus (bicolor damselfish)
Lineage: Eukaryota; Metazoa; Chordata; Actinopteri; Pomacentridae
Product: HEAT repeat-containing protein 1-like
Exons: 2
Coding region: 264-608 (114 amino acids)
Biological process (GO): maturation of SSU-rRNA from tricistronic rRNA transcript (SSU-rRNA, 5.8S rRNA, LSU-rRNA); positive regulation of transcription by RNA polymerase I
Cellular component (GO): t-UTP complex; 90S preribosome; small-subunit processome
Molecular function (GO): snoRNA binding
Source: RefSeq, a predicted model, not a curated record
AAUUUAUUUAAUGUAACUUAUUAAAAACAGAUUUUAUGAAGUUGAUGCAUUUUAAUGGGUUUUCAUUAACCUGGAUUUCUCAUUGACUUCAUUUUAUUUAUUGAGUUAAUUGAAUGUUGUUCAGGUUCAGUUUAUGGUUUAAUUACAUGUAAUUUAACGAUAAUUCAUUUAAUUAACAGAACCAGCAGCUCCUACGUUUCCCAUGAUGCAGCUGUGCAGCUUCCGUCACUCUUCUGUCUCUGCAGGUGUGUCGGCUGACUCGGAUGCUCGACUCCUCCUCCUCGUCCUCGUCUUCCUCGGCCGCCGCUCAGCUCGCCGUCCGCCUCGCCGCCCUGAGGAGCUCCAUCGCCACCAGGCUGCCCCCCAGGGUCCUACUGCCCACCGUCAGCCGCUGCUACGGCACCAUGGUGCAGGACAGGAAGGAGCAGCUGGUGGCGCUGAUGAGCAUCCUGAAGGAGCACAUUGGUCACAUGGACAGAGAGCAGCUCAGCUUCCACCAAUCAGAGCUCACCUCCUUCUUCCUCACCGCUCUGAAUUUCCGCUGCGAGCAUCACCAGGUCGGUACUCGAGUAAAAGUACUCUGUUACUGUGAGCUUCCUGUCAGCUGACCGUUUGUGUCGUCUCCAGCUGGACCUGCAGAAAACGUCGCAGAUCGAAGGCUGCGUCAUCGACUGU